AUGGCUACCCGACGCAUCGUCGCUUCAGAAAAGACCAUCCUAGAGAAGGAUGAUCGUGUUGGCGCCAGCCCUGCCGCCGGCGAGAAGUCCAACAUCACCCCGGCCGUGCCGACGGAUGUCAUCAUGAAGCUUCUCGGAUUCACGCUCGCAAUGAUUGUGAUGCCCAUCGGAACUUAUUUCGCGACGGUCGAUUUUCUCUUCAAGGGCAACUCGACUUUCGCUGGAGGUCUCGCCGCCGUCGUAGCCAACGUCGUCCUGAUCACGUAUGUCAUCGUUGCUAUGAAGGAAGACCAGAGUGAUCAGCUUGGCGACUGGAAGGAGGCGAAAAAGGAUCGCUAG
Molecule: messenger RNA, 339 nt
Organism: Colletotrichum aenigma
Lineage: Eukaryota; Fungi; Ascomycota; Sordariomycetes; Glomerellales; Glomerellaceae
Gene: VMA21
Product: Vacuolar ATPase assembly integral membrane protein VMA21
Exons: 2
Coding region: 1-339 (112 amino acids)
Biological process (GO): vacuolar proton-transporting V-type ATPase complex assembly
Cellular component (GO): endoplasmic reticulum membrane
Source: RefSeq, a predicted model, not a curated record